AUGAAAAUAAGGACAAUGAUUAAAAUAAGGACAAAGAUAAGAUGCUUCCCAAAUCAUUUUGUCAACGAUUGGAGGCACCAACUUCGUGACACAGUACGAGUAACUGCAUAUGAUGGUAUAAUUGUCACAAUACAAUUGGAAAGAGAUAAUGGAAGAAUAUAUUUUGCCAAUGGAUGGGAACAAUUUUUUAACCAUCAUAACUUACGGGAUGCUCAUGUUUUGGUAUUUGAAUAUAACGGAAACUCCACAAUCAAUAUGACCAUAUUUGACUAUUCUGGAUUAGAUGUCACAUAUGACUCCAAGGUUCCCAAAGAAUACAACGUUUCACAUACAUAUAACCCUGUAUUUGAAAUAACACUCACACCUCAUCACAACAGCUAUCGGGAAAUUGACGAUUCUCUAGAUAUCACCUACCAAGAGGUCUGCGAAGUGUUCAAAUCCAUGAUUCUUUAA
Molecule: messenger RNA, 453 nt
Organism: Olea europaea var. sylvestris
Lineage: Eukaryota; Viridiplantae; Streptophyta; Magnoliopsida; Lamiales; Oleaceae
Product: B3 domain-containing transcription factor VRN1-like
Exons: 3
Coding region: 1-453 (150 amino acids)
Molecular function (GO): DNA binding
Source: RefSeq, a predicted model, not a curated record